Molecule: messenger RNA, 1196 nt
Organism: Rhipicephalus sanguineus (brown dog tick)
Lineage: Eukaryota; Metazoa; Arthropoda; Arachnida; Ixodida; Ixodidae
Product: sulfotransferase ssu-1
Exons: 2
Coding region: 245-1183 (312 amino acids)
Biological process (GO): sulfation
Cellular component (GO): cytoplasm
Molecular function (GO): sulfotransferase activity
Source: RefSeq, a predicted model, not a curated record
CAGGAAGAAUGCAGAACUGUGAAGGUGGACACGGGAGCUGCCGAAGCGUCCGUCAGCUGGAGCAGCUGCCGGUGAAACAACUUUCACGAAGAGCGAUUGUAUUCCUGGGUCAACAGCUUAUCCAUCAACGCCAGUGCUCCAGAUUACACAGCGGGGGAGCAAAUAGACGAAGCGCUCGAGCUCGUUCGAGUGUCUCCUUGCUGAGUCGCCGUCGAGCUCUACAGCUUGCUUUCACGCACAGACUAUGGGAAGCAAGAACCGUCAGCCACUGUACCAAGAUGUAAAUGGCAUCCGUCUUCCACAUGGCUUUGACCCUGCCAAGCUGCUAUCCUGCUUGAAGUACGAGGCUUCCGCUGGUGACGUGUUCAUCGACACUUUCCCGAAAUGUGGCACAAACUGGACAAAGCGUAUUGUCCAACUUCUUGUCGGUGAGAACUCCAGUCAGGAGAGUGACUAUGGUCUGUCCACCUCCUUCUUCGAGAUGGUUGGCCAGGACACCAUAGCUGCUUUACCAGAGCCUAGGAUAAUCACUUCUCACCUUGCUUACGAGCUGCUUCCAAAGCAUGCGCAGGCGAGGUACAUAUAUGUUGUGAGGAACCCCAAAGACUGCUGCGUUUCCUACUUCCACCACACAAAGAAGACAAAACUUUACAACUUUGAGGAUGGCACCUUCGAUGAGUACUUGCAGCUCUUCAUUGACGGUGCGACAAGUUUCGGGGACUACUUUGCUCACCUUGUCUCCUGGUAUCCGCAUGUUAAUGAACCGAACGUCCUCUUCCUAACCUAUGAGAGCAUGAAGAAGGACCCUGCAGCUGCUGUACUCAAGAUUGCCAAGUUUAUCGAUGUUGAAGACCCCGAGCUACUCUGCGUUGACUCGAAAAAAUUUCAGGAAGUAGUUGAAAACAGCAGCGUUGAUUGCAUGAAGGAAUACCUGAACACUAAUUACAAGAAGGCUCUCGGGAACCAGGAUCCGGAAAAUUGGACUGCCAAAAAGGACUACCCGUUGAGCAGGCCACCGCCACCUCCUGAAGUGAUGGUACGUAAGGGUAUAAUUGGUGACUGGAAGAAUUACUUUAACAAGGAACAGUCACGUGCCAUUGAAAAAGCUUUUGUACAGAAGUGUGGUCACGUCGUGGACCAUACAAAGCUCUGGGAUCCAGAAGAUUGGAUGGAAGGAGCUUGACACUCCUGCAAAA